UUUACACGUGGUAAAAAAAAUCAGCGUGCAUCCGUUGUGAACAGCCCGAAUCGACAUGAGCGCAAGGUAAAGUGCGCUUGCGUGAAGAAGAGCAAGAACUUCAUUUAUAUUCCUAUACCAAUGAUAAAUUUUCAGUUUCACACAGGAGAUCGGCUCGGUCCACUACUUGACCGGCGGUAUGGAACUAUUAUACUGAUCGGUAUCGAGUCUUGCUGGCUAGGAUUUAAUAAGUAUUAAAAGAAUUCGCGAUCAAUAAUAUACCAAAAAUCCUAAUAAAAAAUGCGGUACAAACACAUAGUGUCAGUGGGAAUGUUUUUAAUGUCUAUUAUAGUUUUACUGGCUGCUUUGAUGUACUACUUUUACCAGAAGGACUGUGCACUUGGAACGUUUCGGUGCCGAAAUACAACUCCCGUAGUAUGCAUACCACAAAACAAAUGGUGCGACGGUGCACCUGAUUGUGCCGAGGAAGAUGACGAGGACAUUGAAGAUUGCGUUGAUAAUAAACUUAGUAUUUAUCCAUAUCCCAAGCCAAAUUACAAUGUCAUGGAUUUUUAUUGCCCACCCGCUGCGAUAGAUGUCGGAAACUGUACGUAUGGAAACAAAAGUCAUGAUUGCGCCGUAAAGUGCGAACAUUUAGAUGGAAAUGUGUCUCAAAACAUAUCUGAAUUCGUAAUACAAAUGACCAUUACAGACAGUAACAUCAACAUUUUACGUAAAAAUGAUUUCCUCCGAUUUUCUAGACUAAAAACACUCCAUCUUUUGGAAAGUCAAAUAAAAAUAUUAGAACCAAACGUAUUUAUGGCUCAAAAAAAUUUAUCAAGAUUAAUCGUGGCAAAUAACGAAAUUGAAGAAAUAGUAAAAGAAAACUGGAAUGGUUUAGAAAAAUUAAGCCUUUUUGAUGCUAAUUGCAACCAGAUACGUUCGAUUGAUUUAUCCUUUUUUGAAAAUAGCACACUGUUGACUUUCAUAGAUCUAAGCUACAAUUUAUUAACUUCAGAAAGCCUGACUCUCCCUUAUUUGCCAAAACUUGAUCAUUUAAACUUGGAAGACAAUCGUUUGACAAAAAUAAAGGCCAAUAUGUUUGAUGGUUUGAUUUCAUUGACGCGGCUAUUUUUGCAGUACAAUCAAAUUGAGCAGAUCGAUGAAGAUGCUUUCGCCAGAUGCAAGUCUCUAGUAGAAUUGAACUUGAUGCAAAAUUCCAUUGUGGCCUUAUCGCCAAAUAUAUUUACCCCCUUAGGCAAUCUCACUGCUCUAUUCCUUGGAUACAAUCCUUUCAAAAACAUACCAAUGGAUGCUUUGCAGCCUCUCAAUUCAAGUUUAAGAACACUGCAUCUUGAAGAUAUAGAAGUUCAUCGGAUAGAAAAAAAUGCCUUUGAUAUUUUCAAAGAGCUUAAAUUUUUAUAUUUCAAAAACUUUUACUACUGCGCUGCUUAUACACCGAGAGUCAAAAUUUGUCGCCCACUUAAUAAUGGUGUCUCAUCCUAUACAGAUCUCUUGGAUAAACCAGUAUUACGAGCUGCAGUUUGGGGAAUCUCGUGUGUCACUUGUCUUGGCAAUGCGCUAGUGUUAUGGGGCAGAUUCACAGCAAAAGACGAAAAUCGCGUUCUCAGCAUUAUCAUUCGGAAUUUAGCUGUGUCGGACAUGUUAAUGGGAUUUUAUUUGUUUAUUAUUGGAUUGGAAGACGCACGAUUUCGAAAUACUUAUAGCCGAGAAAUAGCAAAUGUAUGGAUGUCUUCGUGGUCUUGUACUCUUAUCGGUAUACUGGCUAUGACGUCGUGCGAGGUUUCUAUGCUCAUCUUAUCGUUCAUGUCCAUCGAACGAUUUUUACUUAUAGCAAUGCCAUUCAAAGCUCACAGAUCCAUCACUGCACAAACAGCGACUUCGGCCAUGACUGUGGUUUGGAUAAUUGGAAUCACUGUUGCUCUCGUUCCUGCUAUCCUUUGGCGCAAUAGCACGCGAUUUUAUGGUAUAAAUGGCAUGUGCUUCCCUCUUCACAUUGAAGAUCCAUACCUUAUUGGAUGGGAGUACUCAGCGUUCAUUUUUCUAGGCUUAAACGUUUUGGGACUCUUGACAAUUGGCUACGUUUAUACUGCAAUGUUUUGGAGCAUUAGAAAAACACGUCUAGCCACAACUCUGUCAAUUGGAGAUGUUGAAUUCGCAUUACGAUUUUUUCUCAUAGUGUUGACUGAUUUUCUUUGCUGGGCUCCGAUCAUUGUGAUGAAAAUCAUGGCACUAGCGUCUUAUCCCGUUUCACCCGACUGGCACGCAUGGGUAGUAAUAUUCAUUUUACCCGUCAACAGUGCUAUCAACCCGUUGUUAUAUACAUUUACAACACCAAAAUUCAGAGAGAGAUUAAGCGAAGGGUGGUUUGGUCACGUACGUAGCUAUGUUUCUCGCAAAGCCUCCAGCGAUUCUCAUCUAUCCAAUUCAUCUUUAAGAGACAACAAUAUGAUACCCAUGUCAGCAAUCGUUUAUUCAAAUGAGGGCAAAAGAAAUAAACAAGUAUCUAAUAAUGAAAUUCUUCUGAUAAAUUUAAUAAAAAAUGAUUGAAUUUGA
Messenger RNA from Trichogramma pretiosum, 2556 nucleotides. It is a transcript of the gene Lgr3, whose product is annotated as relaxin receptor 1. Gene Ontology annotation, molecular function: G protein-coupled receptor activity; protein binding. Bases 280 to 2550 code for a protein of 756 amino acids. The record is from RefSeq and is a predicted model, not a curated record. The transcript has 21 exons. Lineage: Eukaryota; Metazoa; Arthropoda; Insecta; Hymenoptera; Trichogrammatidae. Gene Ontology annotation, cellular component: membrane. Gene Ontology annotation, biological process: G protein-coupled receptor signaling pathway.